Messenger RNA from Dendrobium catenatum, 4488 nucleotides. RefSeq names its product LRR receptor-like serine/threonine-protein kinase RPK2. Bases 681 to 3842 code for a protein of 1053 amino acids. The transcript is spliced from 3 exons. Gene Ontology annotation, molecular function: ATP binding; protein kinase activity; protein binding. Gene Ontology annotation, biological process: hormone-mediated signaling pathway; protein phosphorylation. NCBI's taxonomy places the organism in Eukaryota, Viridiplantae, Streptophyta, Magnoliopsida, Asparagales, Orchidaceae. The record is from RefSeq and is a predicted model, not a curated record. Gene Ontology annotation, cellular component: plasma membrane.
AUAAAAUUAAAUCAUCCAGAUUAUUGAAAUACACACCCUUAAAUUACUAUAUAAAUCCUAAUAAUAGUUAUCAUAAACUCCCUAAGUUCCCAACAAUAUAUGCAUCUACUGAAUGCUAAAUGACAAUAUAUCCUUAAGAUGACCAUUGCUUUGUCUCUUAAGCGCUAAUGAUCCAAACAGUACUAAAUUUAAAAAGACCCCAUCUUUCACAUAACACCACACCCGUCUCUGUUUUGGCUAAUUUUUUAUUAAACGUAAUUGAGAUUUUUAAUUGGUUACGGCCGGCAGGUUGUCUUGAUCUUCCUCCUGGUGGCCCCCGCGGAGCAUCUUACCGUUCCCUCGGUUUUCUGGCUGAGCUUUAUUAAAAUUUUUAAAAAAUAAUAAGAUCAUUAUUUAAAAGUACUCGAGCACAAUUUUAAAUAUUCGGAGUCCCGUCUUCUUCCUUUCGUGUCCUCGUCGUUGCUUCCCUGUUUUGUAACUCCCACUGAAUCUUCUUCGAUAAGGUUGGCCGCAGCGGUGAACUCUUCCGACCGGUGGCUUGUUCGUUUACGAUUAUUUACGGCAAAGGAGCCGUUUUUCUUACACAGAAAGGCUGCCGGCUAUGGGUUAUUCUUGGUGGAUGAAAAAGUAGUUAGCUUUGUGGAAGCGCGCGGCCGUCUGCUCUUCCCUUUCCGCCGGCAAUGGGGUUCCUCUUCGUACUAAAUUUUCUUGUUUUGGUCUGUCUUGUGUUAUUAUUUUCAUCAAUGGCGGCGGCGUUGGACGCGGCGGCCGGGGAUGAGGCUGCCCUCCUGGCAUUUAAGAGCUCCGUCACCUUUGAUCCCUCUGAAAUCCUUUCUGGAUGGGAUCCGGCGGUGAGUAACCAGUGCGCGUGGUAUGGAGUUACUUGUGACGUGACUUCCGGCAGAGUCACUGGCCUCGAUCUCGCCGGCACAAAGGCAUCGCCGCUUGCUGGAAUGCUGAACUCCGACAUCGGGAAUCUUACCGAGCUCAGGUUCCUCUCCCUAUCUUACAAUUUAUUUUCCGGUGAGAUUCCUGCCGCGGCGAUUGGCGCGCUUCGGCAACUAGAGCUUCUGGAUCUCCGCGGCAACAAUUUCUCUGGGCGGAUCCCCGAUCAGAUAGCUAACUUGCCGUCCCUUGGUGUUCUUAAUCUCUCCCAUAACUCACUUCAAGGCCCCAUUCCUGACGGCUUAAUCGGACUGGCGCCACUAAAAUCUUUGGAUUUGUCGUUUAAUCGUCUUUCGGGAAGGAUAAAUGUUAGUCCCAUUGGAGAUUGCAAGUCGCUGAAUCACCUUAAACUUUCAGGCAAUCUUUUCGUUGGUGCAAUUCCUCCAGAUAUUGGGAAAUGCUCCAAUAUCCAAACUUUGCUUCUUGAUGGCAAUAUUUUCGAAGGGAGCAUUCCGGCGAACUUAGGCAGGAUAACCGAGCUUCGAGUACUGGAUAUUUCCAUGAACAGCCUCACUGAUAGGAUUCCAAACGAGCUCGGUAACUGCCACCAGCUUUCAGUUCUAGUCCUGACCAAUUUGAUUAGCUACUCCAUUACUGGUAGCUCUCCACAGCUCUACUUGAGUACCACUGAGGAGUUUAACGCCUUCAUUGGGGCUAUCCCACCUGAAAUUUUCUCAAUUCCGAGCCUGGAGAUUCUCUGGACUCCAAGAGCAAACCUUGAUGGAAGGUUACCUGGUUUUCGAAACAGUGCAUGCAAUCUGAGGAUUCUUAACCUUGGGCAAAACUACAUAGCUGGUGGUGUACCAGAGUGGCUUGGCUUGUGUGGGAAUCUUACUUACUUGGAUCUGAGCUUGAACAAUCUCCAGGGUCCAGUUCCUGCAGCUUUAAGUGUGCCGUGCAUGGCCUAUUUUAAUGUCAGUCAAAACACUCUUUCGGGAUCUCUUGCUGGAUUGUCUGGCAAGAUUUGCACAAAAAAUAUGUUCUCUGAAACUCUACUUGGGAGCCAGGAAGACGAUGAUCUUUUGAAAAUUUACUACAAAAAUCUUCUUCAUAGUGCUGAAGAAGCUAAUCCAUUUGGAUUAGUGUUUGAUGGUGAUUUUCUGAUUCUCCAUGACUUCAGUUCCAAUGAUUUCAGUGACUCGAUGCCUUAUUUUCUUCUACCAGCUAAUGAGAAUUUCUCAUAUGGCUUGUUAUUGAGUAAUAAUAGGUUCAACGGUUCCCUUCCUGAGAAUUUAUGGAAAUCAUGUACUGGUUUAAGAGGCUUUGCAAUCAACUUGAGUAGCAAUCAGGUAUCAGGGGAGAUCGGGAUGCUCCAAAAUUGCUUGCAAAUUAAGAUCUUUGAAGCAGCAAAUAAUAAUUUAAGUGGCUCAUUUCCUUCUGAUAUCGGCAAUUUGCUCUCCCUCUUGUAUAUUGACUUAAGAAGGAACAAUCUGAAUGGUACCGUUACAAAUCAGUUGGGAACAUUGAAGCAUGUGGAAGUUAUUCUCUUAGGUGGUAAUUAUUUAUCAGGAACAAUCCCGGUUCAGCUUGGGGAACUAACGUCUCUUAAACUCUUGGAUUUGUCAAGGAAUUCUCUAUCUGGUUCUAUCCCUUCAAGCUUAGCUGAUGCCUCUAACCUUGAAAUGCUUUUACUUGAUCAUAACUACCUUUCAGGCAAUAUACCUCCAUCUUUUUCAAAUCUAUCAAGACUUGCAAUGCUAAAUGUUUCUUUCAACAACCUCUCUGGUGAAAUUCCACAUCUUGUGCAUGUCACUGAUUGCAAACUCUUCCAAGGAAACCAAUUCUUGGAGCCAUGCUUAUAUUUGAACACCAACCCUCCAGGACUUGCUUCGAAAAAUUACACGGCAAGCUCGAAUGGCCGAAUUAGCAAGUUCAAGCCCUUCAUGGUAGCAUCUAUUGCUUCUGCGACCGCCGUCGUUUUCAUUCUGGCGCUGCUGAUCAUUUUUCUGAUAACUUGGAGAAAGAGAUUUAUAAAUCCAAGUAUAGGAAGUAAAGUUGUUGUGACCUUUACUGAAACUCCUUCUGAGUUAACUUGUAGUAACGUUCUAAGAGCUACUGGUAAUUUCAGCGUCCAAAGCUUGAUAGGAACUGGUGGGUUUGGGGCCACUUACAAGGCAGAGUUGCUCCCUGGUUACUUGGUAGCUGUAAAGAGGCUCUACAUAGGAAAAUUUCAGGGUCUCCAGCAGUUUGAUACUGAAAUUAGAACAUUGGGAAGGAUUCGACACAAAAACCUAGUGACACUAAUAGGUUACCACAGGGGAGAAAGAGACACAUUCCUCAUUUACAAUUAUCUCUCUGGUGGAAACCUUGAAACUUUUAUUCAGAAUAUGCCUCAGCUUGAUAUCCAAUGGCCAGUGAUUCACAAGAUAGCUCUAGAUCUUGCACAAGCAAUUUCAUAUCUUCACUACUCUUGUGCACCUAGAAUAGUUCAUAGAGAUAUCAAGCCUAGUAACAUUUUACUAGACGAGAAACUAAAUGCUUAUCUCUCUGAUUUUGGGCUAGCAAGAUUAUUAGAAGUGUCGCAAACUCAUGCGACAACUAAUGUGGCAGGUACCUUUGGAUAUGUUGCUCCUGAGUAUGCCACAACAUGUAAAGUAUCAGAUAAGGCUGAUGUUUAUAGCUUUGGUGUUGUACUGCUGGAGUUGUUGUCAGGGAAGAGAUCUCUUGAUCCAGCAUUCUGGGAUUUUGGAGAUGGCUUCAACAUUGUUGCUUGGGGAAGGUUGUUGAUCCAGGAAGAACGCUCUGUCGAGCUCUUCUCUCCUUCUCUCUUGGAGGCGGGACCGAUGGAUAAGCUUGUCGGAAUUUUGAGACUUGCACUAGCUUGCACUGUUGAAUCUCUUUCCAUAAGACCAUCUAUGAAACAGGUUGUGGAGAUCCUUAAAAAAUUGAAGAAUUAGCUUGUUCUUCCAAUCCUAGCUUUUGCAAAUUCAUUUAAGAGGGCCACAAGAAUGUGGCAUUAUGCAGCAGCUAAUAGCCAAUUGGAACUAUGAACCCUAAGAGUUGAAGAUCACUCCCCCAUUUUUUCAUCACAGAUGAAAAUCACUUGUUCAUCUAACUUUCAUCCCCAAGCAGCUGCCAGCAUAUGAAAUCCGAGCAAGAGAUCAGUAAUAAGCACUGAAAUAUAUGAAGAGAUCGCAAGGCACUUGUAAUUACUUAUUUCCAAGCAAUUUGUUCCGUCUUUCCAUGUCUAAGUUUGGGCGAAAUUAUUACAUGUGAUCAUCGGAUCAUCUGAAGGCGAAUCAGGAUAUGCCAUGUCACAAAGUAUAUAGCAUCCGUACACAACAAAAUGGUAGUGGUACAUCCUGAUUUGCCUCUGAACGACUUCCAGUGACCGCACGAAAUAAUUUCUCCAAAUUUGAACAGGUUACCUUCAUUCUUAUUGUAAUUUAAUAAAUUGGCGUUCAGUUAUUUGUAAAGCUAAUUAAGGGUCUUUUUUGACCGUUGAGUUCCAGGAAGAAAAUCGCAAUUCUUCAGUCCAUUAAACUUAGAUAUUUUAUUGUUCAAAAUUAUUGAUUGGCUUUAAUUCCAUUAUAAUUAAUUACA